Molecule: messenger RNA, 1017 nt
Organism: Pyricularia pennisetigena
Lineage: Eukaryota; Fungi; Ascomycota; Sordariomycetes; Magnaporthales; Pyriculariaceae
Exons: 1
Coding region: 1-1017 (338 amino acids)
Source: RefSeq, a predicted model, not a curated record
AUGAUUCCUGAAAAAGGCAAAGGGAAGGCCAUCACUCCCUCCGGUAGUGAUGAAAACGAAGACCUUCGACCAAAUGAAGGUCAUGGCACGCAGAAAAAAAGCAGUUUUACAGACCGGUUCGGCAGCUCAGCUGCACAACUGUCACGCUCCCUGUUUGCGGGCAGACCAGAAGCCACGGACAUUAGUCGACUAGCAUCGUCCACAAGCAGCAAGGGCGGGGACUCGGCGGCCACGACUCAUCCAGUUUCGGGCGAAAGCUCGUCAACUGCCCAAAGCCUCCACCAGGCUGCUAUCACCAACAAUCAACCAGUUUUUCGGUCGCGAGCCUCCAACGAAGUUGAUGAGCAUGCCGCCCGCGCAGAAGCUGAUUUUUCGUCAUUUUUGGACGGGACGAGUGUGUCUGUACCAUCCGAACCGACAAAUCUAGAGAGUUCAUGGAAUGCGAGCAUGCCUUCGGCGACUAUAGACGGUCGCAAUGCAAAUUCCGGGUUGGCCAUAUAUGGCGAUUCAAUCGCUGAGCAAGAGGCCUGCGAUGGAGCACAGGUGGUAGAUUUGCUUUCCCAGCAUGGAGUAGAUGAUAUGGACGCCGAUUUCGAACCACAGACAUCCAGAGAAGAUAUGGCUAGGCUACGCCGGGCACUUUUCGGGGAAGAUUCCUCCAGCAAUGAGACGCUGCCGCAGACGUGGGACAACGUUCUCAAUUUCAUUCCAGAUUUUGUCCGACCCGAUCCAGGUGCGGUGCCUGGGGCCGUGAAUCAUCUUAAGUCGACAGAGUCACAGGCUGUGCUUGGAGUAACGCAUGGUCCCGUAGCAGAGAGCGUGUGGGUGAAGCAAUGGAUGGACGUCCUCACAAGGUAUAACGACGAAGUCUGGGGUGAUCUGGGCAGCCUUGUCGAGCAAGCCAAAGAGGAGCUAAAGCAGAUUGACGAGGCAAAGCCCGAGGGUGGAAAUCCUGCGCCCAAAGCAAUCCGGAGGCUACAGCAGAUAUUGGGUCACGUGCGUACGGCCAAGCUCUAG